Messenger RNA from Ylistrum balloti, 1470 nucleotides. RefSeq lists its product as uncharacterized. Gene Ontology annotation, molecular function: carbohydrate binding. The record is from RefSeq and is a predicted model, not a curated record. NCBI's taxonomy places the organism in Eukaryota, Metazoa, Mollusca, Bivalvia, Pectinida, Pectinidae. The transcript is spliced from 8 exons. The coding region runs from base 1 to 1470 and encodes 489 amino acids.
AUGAAACUUGCUGAUGGUGGCUACCUGACAAGUACUCUCUUUACUUUUGAGAAUUCUGCUUGUGAUGGGGAAAAGUUGCACCUCAACUGUCCUCCCAGCACCUUGAUCACGAUCCAGUCAGCUGAGUACGGCCGCAAGGUUCCAAGUUACCAGAUGUGUCCCGCAAAGGACAAGGCUGAGGAUUCUAGUGCUGGUGGGGACCUAGGAGAACAUUUAUGGUACCUACAGGAGAAUACCAAUUGUCUGGCCACCACUUCCUUUAGGGUAUUAUUGGAUCGAUGCCAGAACCAGCGUAAAUGUUUUGUGGUGGCCAGCACCGACACAUUCCGACAGGACCCCUGUCCUCGUACAUCAAAGUACCUCAAAGUUUCCUACAAAUGUAACCCAGACAAUUUUACGAACCAGACUGUUUGUCAGGGAGAACAGCUUACCAUUACUUGCCAGAAAUCCACAAGAAUUGUUAUAUACUCAGCGCUGUUUGGACGCGCAUCCGAAGACAGUUCAUUAUGUUCCUCAGGCACCAGCACAACAUACGCAGUUUGCAGAUCUCGGACUGCUGUAGAGGAAAUUAUGUCCCGUUGCCAUGGCCGCAAACGUUGUGCAGUAGAGGCAGAAGAGUAUGUCUUUGGUAACCCCUGUCCUCCAGGAAUUCCGAAAUACCUCAAUGUUGUUUAUACUUGUGUUCCUAAACGAAUAUUAAAAGAAAACAGUCGACAUCAUCAUAAGAAGAAGAAAAAGAAAAAGAAGCCGUCAACAAAUGUGGUCAAUAUUGACAUAGGAGACAGCGACAGCAACAUUCCAAGUGACCUGACCACCUCAACAACGUCGUCUUCAAUCCACAACACCAUCACAAGGGCUCCAGACGUGUUCCCAGCAGAUGAUGCAAAACAACCUGGGAGGAAAGGUGACCUGACUGUUGAAAAGGGAGAUAACUCUAAAGAAAAGAGUGAAGACAGUGAUUUGCCAAACACAACAGUGCAAUGCAAUAACCACACAUUGAGAAUCCCUGGAGCUAUUGUACCCUCUACCAGUAUGGAGCGUGCAGCUAGUGGCAUGGUUGUUGACUGGUUCAACACAUUCUACUUCUUAAGGGAGAACCACGAGAAAGCAGUGCUGUAUCUAGUCCUCGGGGUUUGUUUUGGAAUCAUCGCCCUCCUUAUAAUAGUUGUGAUCAAACUCAUGAUAAACAAUCGACGCAAAAAGAAGGUGAAGCUGGAUAUAACUGAUCCAACACAUUCAAAUGUGUUACCUCCUCCCAAUCACUUGGACACUCCCACACUGUCACGGGCAGAUUCCAUAGACAGGAUUGAGAUUGUCAGGUUUGAACCACGAUCCACACUACGUAGGGACAGAGAUGCUACUCUGCGACGAGACUUUGAGUCACACAUUCCUCUAAGAACUGACUUUGAGGCUGAGGACACUCUACGGAGUGAUCCUGGGGACCGUACCUUAAAUAAUUACUAUGGAUGA